This is a messenger RNA of Eublepharis macularius, 2442 nucleotides long. Its product is annotated as cytosolic phospholipase A2 epsilon-like. NCBI's taxonomy places the organism in Eukaryota, Metazoa, Chordata, Lepidosauria, Squamata, Eublepharidae. The transcript is spliced from 19 exons. The record is from RefSeq and is a predicted model, not a curated record. Gene Ontology annotation, biological process: glycerophospholipid catabolic process. Bases 1 to 2442 code for a protein of 813 amino acids. Gene Ontology annotation, molecular function: calcium ion binding; calcium-dependent phospholipid binding. Gene Ontology annotation, cellular component: cytosol.
AUGUCUAUUUCAUUUCCUUAUAUUGUUCCUCAGGUGCAGAUUCCUUACUUCAAUUUGCUCACGGUGCGAGUUAUAAGAAUGAGAAACCUCCGAACAGCUGAUGAGUUGAGCCAAAGUGAUAGUUAUGUGACAGUGCGGCUACCAACAGCUUCUUUGAAUGAUGCCCGGACCAAAACUUUCUCAAAUUGCAGAAAUCCGGUCUGGAAUGAAACUUUCUUCUUUAGGAUUCAGGAUGUAGUUAAGAACAUCAUUGAACUAAAAGUAUAUGAUGAAGACAUUCCUUUCAGUGAUGACCAUCUUUGCACAGUUCUUUUUGAUACAUCUUACCUCCGGCCUGGAAAAACAUUUUGCUACAAUUUUGAAUUGAAUGAAAAGAAAGAUGAGCAGCUAGAAGUGGAGUUCACCAUGGAAUACAUGCCAAAUAUUCUUGAAUGCCUUGCUACAAAUGGAGUAGUGGUGUCUCGGGAAAUUUGCUGCUUAAAAGUAGAAGUAUAUGGAAGACAAAGGUGGAAAACAAGCCGAAAGCGAAGCUUCACAUUUAAAGUGAAAGGGUCUAGAGAAGACACUCGGAUGGUUGUACUAGAUUCACGAUCCCCAGUUUCCACUGUGUUCCACUAUGCCAAGUACUGUCAUCCCCAAAUGGAAGUUCAGCUGCCAAAGAAUAGUAUUUCUUCCUGCUGUUCCUCAAAUAAAGGGAUAAAGGACUGUCUGACUGUACCUUUGAAUCGACUACCCAUAGGACAGAGAGUAAAAAUUGCACGUGACAAAGCAUAUGAUAUAUUUGUGACGCCAGAAAACUAUCAGAAGAAUCUAGAUGUGCGCUUGGGAUAUGAUCUAUGUGCACAGGAGCAGGAUUUCAUCUGUAAGCGGAAGAGACAUGUUGCUGCUGCACUGAAAAAACUUCUACAUCUUAAAGAAGAUCUACAUGAUGAUGAGGUUCCAAUAGUGGCUGCAAUGACAACAGCCGGUGGUAUGAGAUCAAUGACAGCAAUGUGUGGUAGUGUCCGAGCUCUCCAGAAGCUGAAUGUCCUAGACUGCAUUUCAUAUAUUACUGGUUUAUCUGGUACAACGUGGACUAUGGUAAAUUUGUAUCAAGACCCAGACUGGUCCAGCAAGGAUUUGGAAGGAUACAUCAAUAAUAUGCGGAAACAUGCAGUGAAAACUAAAUUGUGCUGCUUUUGUCCAGAACGGUUAAAAUACUAUGAAAAGGAAUUAGACAAAAGAGAGCAAGACGGUCAUAAGAUCACUUUUUCAGAUCUCUGGGGGCUGCUUCUUGAAACCAUGUUAUGUGAUGAGACAAAUCCUCACAAACUCUCUGAUCAACGACAGGCAGUGAAUCGAGGUCAGAACCCUCUCCCCAUCUACCUUGCUCUUAACGUCCGAGAAAAUUACAGCACUCUUGAUUUUAAAGAGUGGCUAGAGUUCACACCCUAUGAAGUAGGAUUCCUGAAGUAUGGUGCUUUCGUUCGGGCUGAAGAUUUUGGAAGCGAAUUCUUCAUGGGUCACUUAAUAAAGAAGAUCCCAGAAUCUCGAAUCUGUUAUUUGCAAGGCACAUGGAGUAAUAUAUUUUCCCAGAGUUUGCUGGAUGCCUUAUAUUUAUCAGACUGUUCAGAGGACUUCUGGCAUACGUGGACGAGGGACAGAGUGAUAGAUAUUGAUGAUGAUAUUUGUCAUCCUCUGCCUAAGAGGCCACAUGUGCGAUCAACACGCCUCUUCAUCCCUAGUGGCAGCCUGACAAAAGCACUUAGAGAGGUCAUAACGUGGCGCCCAGUGGUUUCACAAUAUCAUAAUUUCAUGAAGGGCCUGCAGAUGAAUAAUAAAUACUUAAAGAAUGAUGACUUUUGUACCUGGAAAGAUACUGUUCUAGAUUCUUCUCCCAAUCGAUUGAGUGAUGCAGCAGACCACUUGGAACUUGUUGAUACAGCUUUCUUCAUCAAUACCAGCUGCCCACCUCUUCUGAGGCCAGAGAGGAAAGUGGAUCUUAUUUUUCAUUUAAAUUAUAGUGGAGGAUUACAAACAUUGCCAUUGGACCAAUCUGCGAAGUACUAUGCAAAACAAGGUAUCCCAUACCCUAAGACUGUGCUGAGUGAAGAAGAACGGAAGCAUCUCAAAGAGUGCUAUCUCUUUCAUGAGGCAGACAGCCCAAAGGCACCUAUCUUGCUGUAUUUCCCACUGGUAUGUGACACCUUCCAAAAAUACAAAGCACCUGGUGUGGAACGCAGUCCUGCUGAGAUGGAGGAGGGCCAAGCUGAUGUCACCAGCACAAUAUUUUCCCCAUAUGCCACUGGCUUAAUAGAGUAUUCAGAGGAGAAUUUCAACAAGCUGAUGAAUUUGACCAACUACAAUGUCCUCAAUAAUGAACAUAUGAUCCUGCAGGCUCUGCGUAUGGCUGUGGAGCGAAAGAAACGGCAGAAGAGAGAGUCUUUAUUUUCAUCAUCUUAA